This is a messenger RNA of Hibiscus syriacus, 1853 nucleotides long. RefSeq names its product APETALA2-like protein 1. The transcript is spliced from 9 exons. Gene Ontology annotation, biological process: regulation of DNA-templated transcription. Bases 244 to 1620 code for a protein of 458 amino acids. NCBI's taxonomy places the organism in Eukaryota, Viridiplantae, Streptophyta, Magnoliopsida, Malvales, Malvaceae. Gene Ontology annotation, molecular function: DNA binding; DNA-binding transcription factor activity. The record is from RefSeq and is a predicted model, not a curated record.
AUACUGCCGUUCUCAUUUUCUUCUUCAAAGUUCAAAUCUUUUCACCCUUAUUUAACACAUCUUUAUCCAAUGCAGUCUCGUUGAUGUUUUCUUAUAUCAUCAAUAAUUUCCAAGAGUGGAAAAACCCAUCUUUUUGAAGUUUGUUUUGGUUUUGUUUCACUGAAGAAACCUCCUGAAUUUCUGUAAAUUUCUGGGGGAAAAAACGUUGGUUUUAAGAGAAGAAAACAAGGGGGAAAAUAAACCAUGUUGAAUCUUAACCUUGAGAUGGUCUCAAGUGAGUCAUCUUGUGAUGAGAACAUCAUCAUCAUCAACAACAACAACAAGAUGAAUUUAACUCUAAUGGAAGAUUCAGGUUCUUCAAAAUCUUCAAUCAUCAACGAAGAAGAUGUUCCAUUAUCCAAUGCAAAAGAUGAGGACUCCUUCAACGACGCUUCCCCGGCAUUCGUUUUCGAUAUCUUAAAGAAGGAAAAAGACGAUGCUACAAUUGCUAAAACGGUAGAAAACCCUUCGCCGGACUUCGUUUCUCGACAGGUUUUUCCGGUCACUGGAGUAAAAACGGGUCUAGAGUUGGAGUUCGGAACAAAAGCUUUGGCUAGUAGUAGACCCCAAUGGUUGAAUUUAUCUUAUGCUGAGUCCACCGGUAAGGCCGAGCUGACGACUGCUCCGAUAAAGCCACCACCUAGGAAGAGCCGGCGAGGGCCGAGGUCCCGGAGCUCACAGUACCGCGGCGUCACAUUUUACCGGAGAACUGGCCGGUGGGAAUCACAUAUAUGGGAUUGUGGGAAGCAAGUAUAUUUAGGAGGAUUUGACACUGCCCAUGCUGCCGCCAGAGCAUAUGAUCGAGCUGCAAUCAAGUUCCGGGGAGUUGAUGCCGAUAUCAACUUCAUUUUGAGCGAUUACGACGAAGACAUGAAACAGAUGAAGCACAUGAGCAAAGAGGAAUUCGUGCAUUCUCUUCGUCGACAAAGCAACGGAUUCUCGAGGGGGAGCUCCAAGUACAGAGGGGUAACUUUGCAUAAAUGUGGUCGAUGGGAAGCUCGAAUGGGACAAUUCCUCGGAAAGAAGUAUAUGUAUCUUGGAUUAUUCGACUCUGAAGUAGAAGCUGCAAGGGCUUAUGAUAUGGCUGCCAUGAAAUGUAAUGGAAGUGAAGCUGUGACCAACUUUGAGCCAAGUACUUAUGAAGGGGAGACUACAAAUAGUGGAGCCAAUUAUCAUCACAAUCUCGAUUUGAGCCUCGGGAUUUCAGCACCUUCGGUCGCUCAAAGCGGGAGCCAUUUUCAUAACGCUGCUAGCACAGGAGAGAGGCUGCAGUUUGAGAGUUCUGCUUCUGCAUCUGUGGGCGGACAACCUCAACACAAUCUAGCAUUUGUAGCUAAGCACCCUCCGAUGCUGUCCGGUGUUUACCCCGGUGCUCUUUUACCGUACAAUGAGGGAAGGGCAAUGCAGAAGAGAGCUGAAGCUGUUCCGUCGUCGACCGGAUUCUCGAACUGGGGAUGGCAAAUGCAAGGGGAUCGUAAAAUUAACCCAACCCCGGUGUUUCCUACAGCAGCAUCAUCAGGAUUCUCUUCGUCCACCGGCAUUGCUUCAUCGACUAUUCUCCCGUUUAAUGAUUCCGGAUGAAACCUUUGCCUUGCAACACCGGCUACGUCCACGAAUAACACUUCUCAUUACUACAAUUACAGGAGCACUUUACGGAAACUUUUUGUAAUGCCUCAUUGUGUAAGUUUGAUUAGUAAAACGAGUGAAAGCUGUAACAAUUGUAGUAAAUCCAUGGAGUUUGCAUUUGUUUCAAGUGUGUAAUACAAGAAAAACACCUUGUACUUGUUGACGUUGCAGCACUUAAAAGUUCUUGC